Messenger RNA from Xenopus tropicalis (tropical clawed frog), 939 nucleotides. It is a transcript of the gene or5ar30, whose product is annotated as olfactory receptor family 5 subfamily AR member 30. The transcript has a single exon. Gene Ontology annotation, molecular function: G protein-coupled receptor activity; olfactory receptor activity. The coding region runs from base 1 to 939 and encodes 312 amino acids. The record is from RefSeq and is a predicted model, not a curated record. NCBI's taxonomy places the organism in Eukaryota, Metazoa, Chordata, Amphibia, Anura, Pipidae. Gene Ontology annotation, cellular component: plasma membrane; membrane. Gene Ontology annotation, biological process: detection of chemical stimulus involved in sensory perception of smell; G protein-coupled receptor signaling pathway; signal transduction.
AUGUCGGUUCCAAAUGAAAACCAGACAAUGGUGCAGAGUUUCAACAUUUUGGGAUUUCAAGACAUGAAAGAAAAGAGGGUUUUAUUGUUUAUGCUAUUACUGAGUAUUUAUUUGCUAACUUUCUCUAGCAAUAUGCUAAUAAUGAUUAUAACCAAGUUCGACACCAUCCUACAAAACCCAAUGUUCUUUCUUCUGGGAAACUUAUCUGUGCUGGACAUUUGUUAUAUUUCAGCUACUGUACCAAAUAUGUUGGUUAUUCUGGCCUCACAGCAAAACACAAUUUCAUUUGUUGCCUGUGUAGUGCAACUUUUUUCUGUAAUUUUCCUGGAAAGUGCAGAAUGUUUUUUACUUGCCAUCAUGGCAUAUGACCGCUAUGCAGCAAUUUGCAAACCUUUGCACUACAUUCUCAUAAUGAGCAGAGAAUUUUGCUACAGUUUACUUUCCAUGGUAAUAAUUGCAGCUGUUCUGCACUCACUACUUCAUACAUUACUCAUUGUUCAUUUACCAUUUUGUGAUAAUAAAAUCAAUCACUUGUUCUGUGAUAUCCCUCCUCUUCUGAAACUCUCAUGUACUGACACAUCCCUAAAUGAGAUUAUACUGUUUGCAGUUAGUGGGGUAUUUGUAGGACUUGGUCCACUUCUUUUUAUUUUUCUCUCAUAUAUCUAUAUUGCUUGUACAAUUUUUAAAAUUACAUCUAAAGCAGGACUAAGAAAGGCAUUCUCUACUUGUGCAUCUCAUCUUAUCAUAGUGUUUAUAUUCUACGGAUCUGGAAGUUUCACGUACAUUAGACCAAAGGCCAGCUACUCCUUGGAGAGGGACAAAUUGCUCUCAUUAUUCUACAAUAUAGUUACACCUCUGGCAAAUCCCAUAGUGUAUAGCCUACGAAAUACUGAAGUACAGACAGCUCUCAGAAAACUAUUUAGGACAUGUCAGAGAUAG